Octopus bimaculoides (California two-spot octopus) is the source of this 3276-nucleotide messenger RNA. RefSeq names its product pentatricopeptide repeat-containing protein 1, mitochondrial. The record is from RefSeq and is a predicted model, not a curated record. Gene Ontology annotation, cellular component: mitochondrial matrix. Gene Ontology annotation, biological process: tRNA 3'-end processing. NCBI's taxonomy places the organism in Eukaryota, Metazoa, Mollusca, Cephalopoda, Octopoda, Octopodidae. Gene Ontology annotation, molecular function: protein binding; tRNA binding.
ACACAUCAUACAUACAUACAUACAUAAACAGACACAUACAUCACAUACAUACGUACGUGCGUACAUACAUACAUACAUACACGCACAUACUUACAUAUGUAAACACACACUCAUACAUACGUACGUAAACAUACAUACAUACAUACACACAUACAUACGUAAACACACAUACGCGCAUGCACACGUACGUAUACAUACAUACAUACAUACAUACAUGUGUAAAUGUGCACAAAUAUUUUACGUCAGAGAGCAAAAGCCAACCUCAGCAGAUAAAGAAUUUAAUAAAAGACAAAAAUAUAUAACGCGUCGUCUAUGUCCAUUUUAUACAACGCGAUAUAUUUUGUGUGAACACCGGUAAUGCACAUGUUGCAGGUGCUUUGGUUGUAAUUUGUUCGAUUUCCUAUGACGCAAUGUCAAACUUACUGAUAGGAGUUAUAAAAGCAAUUCAGUUACAGUCUGGAAUUACCAGAAACAUAUGUCUCAACAAAAUUCCUUCAGUGACUGUCUUGGAUAAUCUCUCAACAAAACUAACCAAGGCUAGUAUCUCAGCUGGAACCAAUAACUACUGCACUGUCACUGCUUCUUCUGCUGAACUUUCUCCAGCUCCUGAAAAUGAGGAAAAUAAAAAGACUGCAAAGUCGAAAGUGCAUCGAAAACGUUAUAAGAGAAUUCUGACUGCAAAAGAAAAAGAAGAAAAUAAAAAUUGGUUCAAAACAACUGUUUCAUGUUCUGACACCAAUUUGUUUGGUAAUAUUUGGCAAAGUACAAGGAAAUCUGCUCUUCAGCCAUUAAGAAACACUUCUAAAAUACAGAAAAAAAAAACAAUUGUUGAAAAACCAAAAGAACAGUUAUUAAGAAAUACUUCUGUAAUACAGGAAAAGAAAAGUACAGUUAGAAAACCAAAAGAAGUUUCUUUUAAGAAAUACCCUACCUUGAAAUCUGAAUCUUCUUGGUCUGAUAGUUUUGGGAGCCUAGCUGAGCCAUUGGAGCGAAGGAAAUUGCUCUACGAUGAAACUGAGGAUGACAGCUUCGUCGAUGACAAAAGAGAUGAAAAUGAAGGUCGAAAUCACAUCCGGCUCUCUCCAAAAGGUCGAUUACAUGAACCAUAUUGGUAUGCUGGAAGGAUCAAACAACUGGGAAAAGAAGGAAAGAUUUUGGAAGCUAUUGAUACACUGGAAGACAUGAUGCUAAAGAAACACCGUGUCAUGCCAAACGCUUAUGUUUUUAACCAACUUCUUGGUAUUCUUGGAAAAACUGGAUACACCAAGAAAGCUUUCAGUUUGUUUAAUAAAAUGAAGAAGAUGGGGAUACAACCUACAGGUCACACCUACACUUGUUUAUUCAACUGCUGUUCCAAUUCUCCUUGGUUGAGCGAUGGUUUACAAAGGACUCGUAAACUUCAUGAAUUAAUCCUUGAGAAAGAAGUGCCACUUCAUCCAAUCACAUACAAAGCAAUGAUAAAAUCUUACAGUGUCUGUGGUGACAUUCCGACAGCAUUCAAGGUUGCUGAUAGCUUCUGUGAAAUACAUCCUCCAGAUGCUGAAUUAUUCAGUUUCCUAUUGAUGGGAUGUGUAUCAGACAAAAAGGCAGGUCUCAGACAUGCCCUACAGGUUUGGAAACAAUUGGGCUCUCUGAAAAUUAAACCAGAUCUUCCACUCUACAACUUAUUAAUCCGUACAGUCAGGGAUUCAGGGUUUGGUACCACUAGUAAUGUUAUGAAUUUCCCUGAACGCACUGCACCAUCAAACCAUAAUAAGUCGACCUCAGUAGAUGAAGACAAAAUAAAUGAAGAUUGUGAAAUUCCAGUGAGCAGUGUAAAUCAUUCUAAAGCAGAUCAAAUCGUUCAACCAAUUAGCAAUUUGAUUGAAAAAGAACCAAACUAUUUCGAUCAGUCAGAGUCAGGAAAAAGUCUUGAUCUUACUUAUCCAGAUAAUCGACUUGCUCUGAUAGGUGGACCUUUCAGUAUUCUUAAAGAUAUGGAGAAAAACAAAAUCAAGCCAAAUAUUUUAACCUUCACUCAAAUAAUUGACUGCUUGCCAUUAAACAAUAAUGCAGAAGUUGAAAUUCUGGCCUACAUGAAAAGUUUGGGGGUGCAACCAGACAUUGAUUUGUAUAACAUGAUAAUCAGGAGAAGAAAUCGGUCCUUACGGUAUCAGGAUGCAAGGGAUGUUCUGCACAAAAUUGGGGAAGAUAAUUUACAUCCUAACCAAAGAACUUUUGGCUGUUUAGCAAUGGGUUGUAUAAAACUAAGUGAAGCAAAGGAACUCCUUCGUAACAUCGAUGUAUGUUGUGAUAAGAAGGGAAUUUUAGUUUUUACCAGUGUCAAGCAAUCAGCAGAAACUUGCUCAGCUGAUACAUACAUGCAUGUAUGUAUGUAUGCACGCACAUAGAGAGAGGUGAACAGAAGAGAAGUGAAUUGGAAUUUACAAAAAGGAGAUAAAUGUACUCAAUACUUUUAGUAAAGUUUACUUAUUAUUACUUAUAAUUUUGAAGCCAAGACUUCACAGUCAGUAAUUACUUUAGAACUACACUAUCUAAAGUAUCCAUCAUUUGUUAAGACAAUGCCAUUUAGAAGCGAUUACAUUUCAAUACUGUAGAGAGAAUGUAUGUUCAAUAGUUGUUUCAUUGAUAGGCCAUACUGCACUCAAAUCUUUCCAUGGGGCUUGUGGAAAGAAAUAGGGAGUGCCAGUCCUGUGUAACCUACAUUGGCUUAUUACAUUACCGUCUUCCUUGCAUCAUCAGACUCAUGAAAGACCCACAGUGGUUUCCUUGACAAGAGCUGUGUGCUUGUCAUAGAAUUAUUGUAGAUGUCCUACCCAUGCCAGGGUGGAAAACAAACGUUAAAUGAUGAUGAUGCUAUUUCUGUUGUGUUUUUUUUUAUAUAAGGCAUCAUCAUAUUGGCUACAUACUAUGUACGACAAGUGCCUUAUUCCUACCUGAGCCUGCAGAAUGUAAAGAGUCAGAAUUUUGCCCAGCACACACGAUUCCAGUAAUCACUGCCCUGGACAGAUGAAAGUCAAAGAUGAGAUUUGAACUCAGAACAUAAAAAUCUGGAACAAAUACUGCAAGGCUUUUUGUCUCCACUGUCUCAUUACAUUAUAUCUUCAGUACAAUCCUAACAGUUCCAGAGUGGUUGGCGUUAGGAAGGGCAUCCAGCUGUAGAAACUCUGCCAAAUCAGGCUGGAGCCUGGUGUUGCCAUCCGGUUUCACCAGUCCUCAGUCAAAUCGUCCAACCCAUGCUAGCAUGGAAAGCGGACGUUAAACGAUGAUGAUGAU